AUGGGCAUCAAAAUCAUCAUUGUAGGCGGCAGUGUCGCUGGUCUUUCUCUUGCCAACAUGCUGGAGAGAUUCGACAUUGAUUAUACCAUUCUCGAAGCGUAUUCUGAGAUUGCGCCCCAAGUUGGAGCUAGCAUCGGCUUACUUCCCAACGGCCUGCGCAUUCUGGAUCAAUUAGGCUGCUAUGAGCGACUCCGAGAGGCUGCUGGGAAUUACUACCACAGGGUGACCUUCCGCGAUGCGAAUGGGAAACCCAUUUCUUCAACCCCCGGACCAACCAUGUCAGAAAGAAUGGAGAAACACGCCGGAUACGCGUCCUUGUGGGUAGAUAGACAGAUGUUACUUCAAAUCCUGUACGAUAACCUGAAGCGAAAGGAUAAAGUCCUCACGAACAAGCGCGUCGUCCACGUGGAAACCAACUCUGCGGGAGUUGCGGUCACGACGGAAGAUGGAUCGACACAUACGGGCGAUAUCCUGGUUGGCGGUGAUGGGGUUCAUAGUAAGGUACGGGAAGAGAUGUGGCGGAUAGCUAGUGUCUCUGAUCCAAUUGCGUUCCCCCCGGAAGAGAGAUCAAUUGUGCAAUCGAGCAUGAAGUGCAUCUUCGGAAUCUCCAAGCAGCCCGUAAAAUUCCCGCCUGGUGCUACUCAGCAGACCACAUUUUUCCGAGGCCAUCUAUACUUGGUCAUAUCCGCCCCAGGAGGCCGGGUGUAUUGGUUCCUGUUCCACGAAUUAGGAGAGACAAAGUACGGAAAAGACAUUCCUAAAUUUUCCAAGGAGGAUGAGUUACUUCUAGCGACACAACAUCGAGAAGACCACAUCACAGAAGAUCUGACGUUCGGGGAUCUCUAUGAUAACCGCAUUAAGUCUACAUUGGUCCCACUGGAGGAACAUGUCUUCAGACGAUGGCAUUUCCAGAGGAUUAUCAUCAUCGGUGAUGCGGCAACCAAGGUACUACCGCAACCCAUGGACCUAGGACUACAUAUACUACGGUAG
Molecule: messenger RNA, 990 nt
Organism: Colletotrichum fioriniae
Lineage: Eukaryota; Fungi; Ascomycota; Sordariomycetes; Glomerellales; Glomerellaceae
Molecular function (GO): FAD binding
Source: RefSeq, a predicted model, not a curated record